This is a messenger RNA of Corylus avellana, 1104 nucleotides long. The record is from RefSeq and is a predicted model, not a curated record. NCBI's taxonomy places the organism in Eukaryota, Viridiplantae, Streptophyta, Magnoliopsida, Fagales, Betulaceae.
AUGGUCGAGAGGAAAGAGGAGGAGAAGAAAAAAGGUCGGCCGUCUCUUUCACUUUCAGAUGUCCGAAAACACACUCUCAAAGGAAAACAACAACAAAAGCGAACUCAUUCCGCUUCUACUUGCCCAGCUGUCACUGUUCCUGUCCCCGCCUUGGAUCCUUCUCCUAUGAGGCGAUCCACACGUCUGAACCCUAACCCCGACGCCGACGAGAGCGAGACGGACGAGGGAGACACCGACGAGAUCAAGACUGGCCAGAGCGAGAUCGACGCCGACAUGAGCAAGAGGAGAAUUGGAUAUAUGACUGACAAAGAUUGCGUCCGGUACAGGGAACAAGUUUGUAUGAGUGGUGGCUUUGAUGUUGAUCCCAUGCCUCAUGUCAGGGCUUUUGGUUUAAUUCAACCACUCGAUAUAAGCAAAAAGACUGGAUCUGAAUACCGCACAUGCAAAAUAAUUUCGCAGACCGCAAUCGACCAAAUCAACAAGCGCAGAGAACGAAGAACUGUCAAGCCUCAAACUCCACUGAAGUUUGUGAAGGUAUCGAAAGCAAUGCAUCAGUGUUGUGAUCUCUUUAGGUAUUAUGUAACUUUUGAGGCCAAGGAUGUUGGUGAUGGAGGCCAGACUAAGAUAUUUCAAGCCUUGGCUCGUUGGAGGAGCCCCCCCUUUGAUAAUUUUAAUUUCUCCUUGUUGUCUGUCAGGGAGUAUAAGGGUGAGAAAGGGGAUCAAGUUAUUGUUAUUCACACUGCAAGUGAACUGAAAAAACGGUUGGAGGAUGCUUCAAGGACAUCUCGACUGGCAAUCCUGUUCUUCUCUAAAGCUCGUCCUUGCCGUUUCAUUUCUCCUCUUUAUGCAAGCUUAUCCGUGAAGUAUCCGAAAGUUGUUUUCUUGAAAGUUGACAUUGAGGAGGGCCCUAAUGCCGAGGGCAUGGCUGUUGACAGGGGGAUUCGUAGGUUUCCGACCUUUCUCUUUUACAAAAGUGGCAAGGAGGUGGACAAGGUUGUUGGAGUAAACGCAAUUGCACUUAAAAGGAAGAUUCCACAGCACUCACGCAAGCAAAAGCAAGCUAGGCGUAAGCAAGCUAAAUCUUUAUCAGAAUAUGAAUUAUAG